UUGCAUUACUGAUAAUGUAGUAAAAAGUGUAAAAAAGCUUUUACUUGGCAAAGAUUUAUGCAACUUUUACAUAGCAAAAGUUUGUUUAGUGAAUACACGAAUUUUUUUAAUAAAAAUUCGAGCUGUAGUUAUUACAGAUUCAUUUAGCGGAGAAAGUGAAACAAACCACGAAUGUAGUGCAUCUAAAAGUAACAGACUUAUAGGCGAUCAGCUGCAGGUUACGAACGGUCAAACACGGUCAAAUCUGAUCCUAGAUCAUUCUCAAGCAUGAAUACGCUGCGACGAAUUCAGCAAAUAUGCAGACACUUCAAUAAAAGUGCCAUCAUCUCUCUGCAACGAUGUGACACGAUUCCAUUUUUCAGAACAUACGCAUCGACAGUGCGAGCGAGACAACCGGUGGAGAACAAUUGCGACGAUCGGCCAGGCAACAAGAAGCCGGUGAUCAACGAGACGACGAUUAAGAGAAUCGAGAAGCUGGCGCUGGUUGGUUUCGAGUACGAGCAAAGUAAACGAGUGCUAGAGGAAGCAAUAGCGUUUGCAGAACGGCUGCGGACGGCACACAUCGACGAGUCAGUACGUCCGAUGUACAGCACCCUGGAGAACGAUCACAUUCGUCUGCGGGACGACGUGGUGCACCACGACGUCGAUCGACGAGAGAUACUGAAAAACGCAGCAGUAUUAGAAGAGGAGUACUUUGUGGCACCUUUAACAACAGAUAAAUCCGAUUCCAAACAAUGAGUUUGGAAGCUAUACUG
Molecule: messenger RNA, 755 nt
Organism: Linepithema humile (Argentine ant)
Lineage: Eukaryota; Metazoa; Arthropoda; Insecta; Hymenoptera; Formicidae
Source: RefSeq, a predicted model, not a curated record